ACAGAGGCGUCGACCGUCUUACUCCUCAUGGCUUACAUCGGAAGAUUAUUUUCUUUCGCAGUUCUGUUUGGCUUUGUGACCGCUGAGCUGCACAAAAGAACAGCUCCUGUGUUCCUGGAAAAGUGGGAUGCACUUAGUUUGAUUUCCCGCCAGAAGAGAAGCAACGCGGGUGACGAAGAGACUAAACUCCCUGCCAGCCUCGAGAGGGAGUGUUUAGAGGAGGUUUGUGAUUACGAAGAAGCAAGAGAAGUCUUCCAGGAUAAUUAUCGCACCGAUAUCUUCUGGUCCGUCUACAUCGAUGGUGACCAGUGUGCUGAGCAGCCAUGCAAAAAUGGAGCCAUGUGUUCGGAUAGUGUGGGGGGCUUUGACUGCAUUUGUAAAUCAGGCUUUUCGGGGAAUAACUGUGAGACAGAUCAAACGGUAUGUGUAAUCGAUAAGAGCAAAGGGUGCAGUCAGUUUUGUAAGCCGGGCUAUCAGUCGUACGAGUGCUCGUGUGCGUACGGCUGGAAACUGCAGCAGAAAGAGAAGUGCGUGCCGGCUGUAACGUUUCCAUGUGGAAAAGUGGCAAGUUUGAGUCAGUGGGACAGACGUCAGUCAGCUAACACACGGUCAGACUAUCAAGGACUCACCUGCGGCUCAGAAGAGUGUCCCUGGCAGGCGAUGCUGCGACAAGGAUCGGUUGGUUUCUGCAGUGGGGUGAUCCUCAAAGAGAACAUGGUUCUCACCACAGCCCAGUGCGUUAGGAAGCACGACAACUUUCAGGUGGCGGUGGGUAAAAGGGUGACCUCAUUCGAAGCAGGAGAGCAGACGCUUCAGGUAAAGCAGGUGCACAUCCACCCGCUCUAUGCUGAGGGCAAACCUGACAAUGACAUGGCUGUAGUAGAGCUGACGCAGAAGAUGGUCUUCAAGAAGAGCGUGCUUCCAGCCUGUCUGCCCGAGAGAGACUUCGCUGACAAUGUGCUCAUGGCGGGCGACUACAUGGGUGUCGUCAGGUGGAAGGAAGCUUCAGGUGCAACGGAUCUUGAAGGGAACCUCAUGUUAAACCACCUGUCCUAUGACAAACUGCUGGUUUGCUCGCAGCGCCACUCUGGUCAGGUCACCAACAAAAUGGCGUGUACUCUGCCUCGAGCUAAAGCAGACUGCAUCUUGGGACACGGCAGCCCUGUGCUCACGCUGUACAGAGAGGUGUUCUUCCUCACCGGCAUGGUCAGCCAGCCUCCAGGAACCGACUGCAAGAACGGUUAUGUCUUACAGAAAGUGUCCCGCUUCUUGCCAUGGUUAAACACAUUCAUGCGCCCGUAAUGGAAGAGAAAAAGAAUGAAUGUACGAUA
This is a messenger RNA of Cyprinus carpio (common carp), 1331 nucleotides long. Its product is annotated as protein Z, vitamin K-dependent plasma glycoprotein a. NCBI's taxonomy places the organism in Eukaryota, Metazoa, Chordata, Actinopteri, Cypriniformes, Cyprinidae. The record is from RefSeq and is a predicted model, not a curated record.